CACACAAGUACACACACACCCCAACGUGCACACAAUCGCUCAGGUUGAGAUGCAGAGCAGGCACACGUGUGCUGGUUUGUGAGCAGGGCUGAUUCUUGGUGUGUGUUCUUGACUCAUUAACUUAACUCUGCUGGUCUGAUGGUGGACGUUGGACCUGGAGGGAAGGAGAGGCAGCACGAGAAGAAGACAAGAGAACAGGAAAGAACAAAAGGAAAGAGGAUAUGAAGAAUGGGAUAGAAAAGGCAAUGGACAAACCAACCCUUCUAGUUGAGGAGAUGGACUGAUGUGAGUCAGAGAGACAAGAGAGGACCAACACCGUGAAUGGACAUGGGCAGAGAGCGACCAUCCCUGGGACUGCUGCUGCGAGUGGGGGUUCUGCUCACUGCCGUGUGCGUGUGCGUGCAUGUGAUCCUAGAGACAGGUUGGUCUGGGACAUCUGAACCCCCGGGACGUCCCAUCCUGUCUGAUCAGAACCUGGACCAACAAAGCAGAACUAAACGGGUGUCUGCAGAAGCAGAGGAGCGGGACAGGAGCGUCAAAAAGAGGAUCUCUUACGUUCGGACCCUGAAGAAGGAGAGUCCGGCUCAGAAGAGGGACGAGGCCGGAGAGGCCCCCUCGGCUCCUCUCAGCCCGCACAGAAAGACUCCUCGGUGGCACAUAGACCUGGAGCCAUGGGCCAGUGAGAGUCGUUCUCUGGAGGAAGAGGCCAAAAGGUUCCUCAGCUACAUCACAACACCACAAGUGGUUUGUUCAUCGCUGGCUCGGGAAGAAGCUGCUCCAGAUGGGUCAAAGGACGCGUGGGCUGUGUGCCUGGACCCGAAGUACAGCCUCACCCACAGGAUACAAAGCAAACACUGCAGGAUCUACUCUUUUGGGUUGGGGGAGGAUGACCGGACCCUGGAGCGCUCCCUCGCCAGCUCAGGCUGCGAGGUGCACUGCUUCGAUCCCGGCCUGAAGCAGCCUCACCUGCAGGAGGCCGACAUGUGGCUCCAUCGGCUCUCGGUGGACUGGAGGGAUCCCAACCCGGCCGUCGUGGCCCAGCGUCAGUACGCCAACACCAAGAAACUGGCCACCAUCCUGAACGACUUCGGGCACAGACAGGUGGACGUGCUCAAGGCGGACAUGGAGAGCGCAGAGUGGAAGAUCUUGGAGAACCUGGUCCUGGAGGGAGUUAUGGACUCAGUGGGUCAGAUGCUGCUGGAGGUUCACCUGCACUGGGCUGGUUUCGAGGUGGGCGGCGACGACCCGUCAGUGGUGCGGUACUGGUUCAGCCUGCUCAAAGAGCUGGAACGCGCCGACUUCCGGCUCUUCCAUGUGCACAAUGACCCGGCCAAGCCACACCUCUUCCUGCACAAGAAUGUCCUCAACGCCAGCAGUGUUUACACGCUGAGCUGGGUGAACACCCGGUGGAAGCCUUGAGCCAGAUCCACCAAACAAUAAAUAAAUAAACUGCAGAAACGGCUAAUGGAUUAAAAUUCA
Molecule: messenger RNA, 1479 nt
Organism: Limanda limanda (common dab)
Lineage: Eukaryota; Metazoa; Chordata; Actinopteri; Pleuronectiformes; Pleuronectidae
Gene: mettl24
Product: methyltransferase like 24
Exons: 5
Coding region: 322-1419 (365 amino acids)
Source: RefSeq, a predicted model, not a curated record